GGCUUACGUAGUAGUAGCAGCAGCAGCAGCAGCAGCAAGCAAGCAAGCAAGCAAGCAGUACAAUGGCUCGUACCAAGCAGACAGCAAGGAAAUCGACCGGCGGUAAGGCGCCCAGGAAGCAGUUGGCAACGAAAGCUGCCCGCAAGAGUGCUCCGGCCACCGGUGGUGUGAAGAAGCCGCAUCGUUACAGGCCUGGCACAGUGGCUCUGCGAGAAAUUCGUCGCUACCAGAAGAGCACUGAACUGCUUAUUCGUAAGCUGCCGUUCCAGCGCCUUGUUCGUGAGAUCGCACAGGACUUCAAGACUGACCUGCGUUUCCAGAGCUCGGCUGUUAUGGCUCUGCAGGAGGCAAGCGAAGCCUACUUGGUUGGCCUGUUUGAAGACACCAACCUGUGCGCUAUCCACGCCAAGAGAGUGACUAUCAUGCCGAAAGACAUUCAGUUGGCCAGGCGUAUUCGUGGAGAACGUGCUUACACCGAUCAACAAACCACAACCAGCAUCAUGUCAGGCAGAGGCAAAGGCGGAAAAGUGAAGGGAAAGGCAAAGUCUCGCUCAUCCCGUGCCGGACUCCAGUUCCCAGUCGGUCGUAUCCAUCGUCUGCUUCGCAAAGGCAACUACGCCGAGCGUGUUGGUGCUGGUGCUCCCGUCUAUCUGGCCGCUGUCAUGGAGUACCUGGCCGCUGAAGUGUUGGAGUUGGCUGGCAACGCCGCCCGUGACAACAAGAAGACUCGUAUCAUUCCGCGUCACUUGCAACUGGCAAUCAGGAACGACGAGGAGCUGAACAAGCUGUUGUCCGGCGUAACAAUCGCACAGGGUGGUGUCCUGCCCAACAUCCAGGCUGUCCUCUUGCCGAAAAAGACCGAGAAGAAGUUGGCAGCAAUGUACUUCUUGAUCGCCUGCAGUGACGAGCCACCACGCUCCUUGAGUCCGGCAAUAGCAGCGUUCACCAUUUCGCCGGUUGGCGGGUGUGCUGGCUUGGCACGCGGCUUCUUGGAGCUGGCUGCUGCUUUCGAUGCGGCCGCCUUCUUCGCCUUGGCCGGUGUGGACGCGGCUGGGACCGUUGCCGCUGGACUGGUUGCUGUCUCGGCUGACAUCUUGUUGUUGAGUAGUAGACAGCAGCAGCAGCAGCAGCAGCAAGCAAGCAAGCAAGCAAGCAGUACAAUGGCUCGUACCAAGCAGACAGCAAGGAAAUCGACCGGCGGUAAGGCGCCCAGGAAGCAGUUGGCAACGAAAGCUGCCCGCAAGAGUGCUCCGGCCACCGGUGGUGUGAAGAAGCCGCAUCGUUACAGGCCUGGCACAGUGGCUCUGCGAGAAAUUCGUCGCUACCAGAAGAGCACUGAACUGCUUAUUCGUAAGCUGCCGUUCCAGCGCCUUGUUCGUGAGAUCGCACAGGACUUCAAGACUGACCUGCGUUUCCAGAGCUCGGCUGUUAUGGCUCUGCAGGAGGCAAGCGAAGCCUACUUGGUUGGCCUGUUUGAAGACACCAACCUGUGCGCUAUCCACGCCAAGAGAGUGACUAUCAUGCCGAAAGACAUUCAGUUGGCCAGGCGUAUUCGUGGAGAACGUGCUUAGACGACAACACACGCGCGGCUAUAUCAUGUUAUUGGCUGCUGGUGCUGUGCAAUGCAACGCGCACUCACACCAACAACGGCCCUUUUCAGGGCCAG
Molecule: messenger RNA, 1666 nt
Organism: Nilaparvata lugens (brown planthopper)
Lineage: Eukaryota; Metazoa; Arthropoda; Insecta; Hemiptera; Delphacidae
Exons: 4
Coding region: 63-1571 (502 amino acids)
Cellular component (GO): nucleosome
Molecular function (GO): DNA binding; protein heterodimerization activity; structural constituent of chromatin
Source: RefSeq, a predicted model, not a curated record